Molecule: messenger RNA, 2055 nt
Organism: Cololabis saira (Pacific saury)
Lineage: Eukaryota; Metazoa; Chordata; Actinopteri; Beloniformes; Belonidae
Product: BTB/POZ domain-containing protein 6-B-like
Exons: 4
Coding region: 361-2025 (554 amino acids)
Biological process (GO): neurogenesis
Cellular component (GO): cytosol
Molecular function (GO): protein binding
Source: RefSeq, a predicted model, not a curated record
AGAUCAGGACGAGAGAGGAAAAAAAAAAAAAUCAGUAAAAGUAGAGCAGAGCUGAAACGUCGCCGGAGCGGCUGCUCAACCUCGGACCCGCGUCGACAACGAGCCCCGGUCCGAGGAGGAGGACGGGACUAGCGGACUAACUAACGGGACACGGGCUCUAGCCGGAUUAAGCAACCGAAAAGGGAAAAGGCUCCGGCCGAGGUGGGGGAUCGGGGAUGAGCUGACCGCCGGUGUUGCGCCGACUGCGCCUGCGCAGAACCAUCAUUUCUAACGGGGAGCGAGGAUCGGCAGAACACCGGGGCCGCGGGAACGCGCUCCGCCGGAGCCGGGAGCGCGCUCCUCCGGGGGGCCGGGGGGCCGAUGCCCACGGCAGACUGCAGGCUGCUGCACCACCAUGGCCGGGUCCGGAGGUGCCUGACCUACCUGCUGCUGCUGCCGGAGACGCUGAAGAGGUCCAGGAAGGUGCAGGGCCAGGGCCGGCUGCAGGGCUCCGGGCUGCCGGGCUGUUACGAGCUGCUGUCCCUGUCCCUGACCACCAGGACCGGGCUGCACAAGCAGCAGCAGCCCGAGCAGAGCACCAUGGCUGCGGAGCUGUACACCACCAGGACCGGCCCCGGGACCGGGCUGGAGCUGCUCGGGGACGGGGAGAAGAGCAAGGAGGCGCCGGUGCAGGAGUCCAGCCCGGGCAGCGCGGCCAGCACGCCGGCCGGGCUGCAGAACGUUAACAACAACAACGAGGACCCCCCCAGCUGGCAGUGCAGGCACCCCACCCUCAGGGAGAGGAACGCCCUGAUGUUUAACAACGAGCUGAUGGCUGACGUCCACUUCGUCGUGGGGCCCCGGGGGGCCUCGCAGACCGUCCCGGCACACAAGUACGUGCUGGCCGUGGGAAGCUCCGUCUUCUGUGCCAUGUUCUACGGCGAUCUGGCCGAGGAGACGUCCCAAAUACAUAUCCCAGAUGUGGAACCUGCUGCUUUUCUAAUUCUGCUGAAGUACAUGUACAGCGACGAGAUCGAGCUGGAGGCCGACACGGUGCUGGCCACCCUGUACGCCGCCAAGAAGUACAUCGUCCCGGCGCUGGCGCGCGCCUGCGUCACCUUCCUGGAGACGAGCCUGGAGGCCAAGAACGCCUGCGUGCUGCUGUCCCAGAGCCGGCUGUUCGAGGAGGCCGAGCUGACGCAGCGCUGCUGGGAGGUGAUCGACGCGCAGGCCGAGCUGGCGCUGGGCUCCGACGGCUUCCAAGAGAUCGACCUGCCCACGCUGGAGAUCAUCCUGCGGCGGGAGACGCUCAACACGCGCGAGGCCGUGGUGUUCCAGGCCGUGCUGAGCUGGGCCUCGGCCGAGUGCCGGCGCCGGGGCCUGGGCCCCACCACCCGCAACAAGAGGGAGGCCCUGGGCAAGGCGCUGUUCCUGGUGCGCGUGCCCGCCAUGACCCUGGACGAGUUCGCCAACGGCGCGGCGCAGUCCGACAUCCUGACGCUGGAGGAGACGCGCAACCUGUUCCUGUGGUACACGGCGGCCAACAAGCCGGCGCUGGACUUCCCCCACGCCGGCAGGGCGGGCCUGGCGCCGCAGCGCUGCCACCGCUUCCAGUCCUCGGCCUACCGCAGCAACCAGUGGCGCUACCGCGGCCGCUGCGACAGCAUCCAGUUCGCCGUGGACAAGCGGAUCUUCAUCGCCGGGCUGGGGCUGUACGGCUCCAGCGGCGGCAAGGCCGAGUACAGCGUCCGGAUCGAGCUGAAGCGGCAGGGCGCGCUGCUGGCGCAGAACCGCACGCGCUUCCUGUCGGACGGCUCCAGCAGCACCUUCCAGGUGUGGUUCGAGCACCCGGUGCAGGUGGAGCAGGACAACUUCUACACGGUGAGCGCCGUGCUGGACGGGGGCGAGCUCAGCUACUUCGGCCAGGAGGGCAUGACGGAGGUGCAGUGCGGGAAGGUCACCUUCCAGUUCCAGUGCUCGUCGGACAGCACCAACGGGACGGGGGUGCAGGGGGGGCAGAUCCCCGAGCUGGUGUUCUACGCCUGACCCCCCCCCCCCCACCCGCCCUCACACUAA